GAGGAAAAAGAGACACAGUGGGAGGAAGGAGGGGGGUCCGAGGUCUUAAUUAUACCUCAUUGGCGUGUGCGCGAUCGUGUGUAGCAAAGAAAAGGACGAGGUUAUAUUGCAUUUUAUUGUUUUUGGUGUAUUUUAAGCGGACGGGUGGUUAUUUUAGGCGGGUGCGUGGUUUGUUUUGUUUUCGACUCCUCAGUGGAAGAGGCCUCUGUGGUGAAAUUAUAAGGGAAGCAGCAGCAGCAGCAGCAGCAUCUCGGAGUGGCGUCUCAGCAGGCGUGGAAAGAAAGUGCGUUGUUGUUAGUUGACACGGGCCAUCAUCAUCAUCAUCACCACCAUCAUCAUCAUCAUCCUCAACCUCCGGCCUGCUGAGAAGCGAAGCCGGGAGCUGGAGUUUGCAACAGAGCACUCACCAUGGCGGUAAACCUGGACAAGGAAGCGUACUACCGCCGGAUCAAGAGAUUAUACAGCAACUGGAAGAAAGGUGAGGAUGAGUUCGGUAAAGUCGAUGCCAUCGUGGUGUCUGUCGGGGUGGAUGAGGAGAUUGUGUACGCCAAAUCCACAGCCAUACAGACCUGGCUGUUUGGCUACGAGCUGACAGACACCAUCAUGGUGUUCUGCGACACCAAAAUCAUCUUCCUCGCCAGCAAGAAGAAGGUGGAUUUCCUCAAACAGGUGGCGGUAACAAAAGGCAACGAGAACGCCAACGGCGUCCCGCCCAUCACCCUGCUCACCAGAGAAAAGAAUGAAAGCAACAAGGCCAACUUUGACAAGAUGAUAGAGGCGAUCAGAGGCAGCAAAGAAGGCAAGACGGUGGGGGUGUUCAGCAAGGACAAGUUCCCCGGAGAGUACAUGAAGAGCUGGAACGACACGAUCACUGCCGAGGGACUGGAGAAGGUGGACAUCAGCGCUGUGGUCGCAUACACGAUGGCGGUGAAGGAAGACGGGGAGCUCGGCCUGAUGAAGAAGGCGGCGGCCAUCACCAGCGAGGUUUACUCCAAGUUCUUCAAGGAGCGCGUCAUGGAGAUCGUCGACGCAGAUGAGAAAGUGCGUCACAGUAAGCUGGCGGAGUCGGUAGAGAAGGCCAUCGAGGAGAAGAAGUACCUGGGCGGCGCAGAUCCCUCCACGGUGGAGAUGUGUUACCCUCCCAUCAUCCAGAGCGGAGGAAACUACAGCCUCAAGUUCAGCGUUGUCAGCGAUAAGAACCACAUGCACUUCGGCGCCAUCACGUGCGCCAUGGGGAUCCGCUACAAGUCGUACUGCUCCAACCUGGUGCGAACCCUCAUGGUGGACCCCCCUCAGGAGAUGCAGGACAACUACAACUUCCUGCUGCAGGUGGAGGAGGAGCUGCUCAAAGAGCUCAAACACGGUGUAAAAAUCUGCGACGCCUACAACUCUGUCCUGGAGUACGUGAAGAAGGAGAAGCCAGACCUCGUAUCGAAGCUGACCAAAAACCUCGGCUUUGCGAUGGGAAUUGAGUUCAGGGAAGGCUCGUUGGUUUUGAACGCUAAAAACCAGUACAAACUGAAAAAAGGCAUGGUGCUCAGUAUCAGUUUGGGUUUUGCUGACCUCUUGAAUAAAGAUGGAAAGAAGGAUGAGCAGAAAAAGUAUGCCUUGUUUAUUGGCGACACAAUACAGAUCAAUGAGGAAGAGGCUGCGACGAUACUCACACCAGUCAAGAAGAAGAUAAAAAAUGUGGGAAUCUUCUUGAAGAACGACGACGAAGAGGACGAGGAGGAAGAUGGCGACGACGCCGAGGAGCUGCUGGGGAAGGGAGCUCGGAGCGCGGCGCUGCUCGCAGACAGAACCAGAAACGAGAUGACGGCGGAGGAGAAGAGGCGGGCUCACCAGAAGGAGUUGGCCAACCAUUUGAACGAAGAAGCUAAGCGACGUCUGACGGAGCAGAAAGGAGAGCAGCAGAUUCAGAAGGCCAGAAAAUCUAACGUGUCCUAUAAGAACGUCUCUCAGAUGCCCAGGGAAAAAGACAUCAGAGACAUGAAGAUCUUCAUCGACAAGAAGUACGAGACCGUCAUCAUGCCCGUGUUUGGUAUCGCCACGCCGUUCCACAUCGCCACCAUCAAGAACAUCAGUAUGUCUGUAGAAGGAGACUACACCUACCUGAGGAUCAACUUCUACGUUCCUGGCAGCUCUCUGGGACGACAGGAGGGAAAUAUCUUCCCCAACCCCGACGCCACAUUUGUCAAAGAAAUCACGUACCGAGCGUCCAACCUGAAGGCUCCCGGCGACACGUCGGUUCCCUCCACCAACCUGCAGAACGCUUUCCGCAUCAUCAAGGAGGUCCAGAAACGCUACAAGACGCGAGAGGCCGAAGAGAAGGAGAAGGAGGGCAUCGUCAAGCAAGACUCGCUGGUCAUCAACCUCAACCGCAGCAACCCCAAGCUCAAAGACCUCUACAUCAGACCCAACAUCGCACAGAAGAGGAUGCAGGGCUCGCUGGAAGCACAUACUAAUGGUUUCCGUUUCACGUCAGUCCGCGGUGACAAAGUGGACAUCCUUUACAACAACAUCAAACACGCCAUCUUCCAGCCGUGUGACGGGGAGAUGAUCAUUGUACUGCACUUCCACCUCAAGAACGCCAUCAUGUUUGGUAAGAGACGCCACACAGACGUGCAGUUCUACACAGAGGUUGGAGAGAUCACCACAGACUUGGGCAAACACCAGCACAUGCACGACCGAGACGACCUGUACGCCGAGCAGAUGGAGCGGGAGAUGAGGCACAAGCUCAAGUCGGCCUUCAAGAACUUCAUCGAGAAGGUGGAGACUCUGACCAGAGAGGAGCUGGAGUUCGAGGUUCCCUUCAGAGACCUGGGGUUCCAGGGCGCCCCCUACAGGAGUACCUGCCUGCUACAACCCACGUCCAGCUCCCUCGUCAAUGUGACUGAAUGGCCGCCGUUCGUUGUGACCCUGGACGAGGUGGAGCUGGUCCACUUUGAGCGCGUGCAGUUCCACCUGAAGAACUUCGACGUGGUCAUCGUCUACAAGGACUACAACAAGAAGGUCACCAUGAUCAACGCCGUGCCCGUCAACUCCCUCGACCCCAUCAAGGAGUGGCUCAACUCGUGUGACAUCAAGUACACAGAGGGAGUCCAGUCCCUGAACUGGACCAAGAUCAUGAAGACCAUUGUCGAUGAUCCUGAGGGCUUCUUCGAGCAGGGAGGCUGGUCUUUCUUAGACCCAGAGAGCGAGGGAAGUGGCGCGGAGGAAGAUUCAGAGUCCGAAAUGGAGGAUGAAACGUUCAACCCGUCUGCAGACGAAGAAGAGGAGGAGGAGGAAGACAGUGAUGAGGAUUACAGCUCAGAGACAGAGGACUCUGACUACAGUGCGUCGCUGGGCAGCGAGGAGGAGAGCGGUAAAGACUGGGACGAGCUGGAGGAAGAAGCCAGGAAAGCUGACAGAGAGAGUCACUACGAGGACGAGGACACCUCCAACAGCAGGAAGAGGAAGGUCCGGUCAGCAGCCCCGCCCAGCAAGAAGAAGCGACGGUCCUAAAUGUCUCUCUCUCUCACACACACACACACACACACACACACACACACACACACACACACACACACAUACACAUACUGCCAAACCUAGCUGACCCUUAACCCUCCUUUCUGCCCCAACUGGCUCUUUUUUUUUUGUUUGUUUGUUUUUCUCUCCCCCCCUACUCAUACACUUCACACACACACACACACACACACACACACACUCUCUCGCUCAGACACGUGAUGUGUAUAUAGAUGUAGAAGCCCCUUAUUUUUGUGUUGGUCAGUGAAGUGUCAUGUUGAGAUUGGAGACAGAACCAGCAGGACAGUCACACUCACACAUUCAUUAGCUCGUUUCUCCCCCCUCUUCAUUCCUUCCUCGUUCUUUGCUUUUGUUUCUCCCAUCUCCAUCCAUCCAUCAGGGUUUCAUGUUUGUGUGUGUGUGGGUGUGUGUGCGCGUGCGAACGCGUGUGUGUAUGUAUGUGUGUGUGUGUGUGUGUGCAUGUGUGUUUAAAUGGGUUUUUAUUGCAAGCAUUGUUUAUUUUCUGUUUCAAAAGCUGAGUUUCUUAACUAACGGAUAAUAAAAAAAAGACUUGACAUAUCCUCUGCCAAGUGUUUUAUAUAAAAACGGAGAAGCUUAUGGUUCCCUCUCCUCCUCUCCACCUCCGUGUCUUCACUUCACCCCUCCCCCUCCAUGUUUUCUUCAGUGUUUGUUAAAAUGUAGUAAUAAGAUGAAAGAUUUGUCUUUUUUGAAGGGGGGAGGGGGCAGACACACAUUUUCUGAUUAUUUCUUCUGUUUUUUUAAAAAUGGGUUUGUAAACUUAUGCAGACAGGCACACACACACACACACACACACACUCACACUGUCUCCUUCGCACUUGUCCCCCUCUUUAUCCCCCCCCCCCCCCUUUUUUUUUUUGUUCAUUCUGAGUAGAUAUGUUGUACUGUUAAUUCUGAAAAUCCAGUUUUUGUUUUUGUAAUAAAAUUAAAAGGAACUGUA
Molecule: messenger RNA, 4483 nt
Organism: Lates calcarifer (barramundi perch)
Lineage: Eukaryota; Metazoa; Chordata; Actinopteri; Centropomidae
Gene: supt16h
Product: SPT16 homolog, facilitates chromatin remodeling subunit
Exons: 24
Coding region: 409-3504 (1031 amino acids)
Biological process (GO): transcription elongation by RNA polymerase II; positive regulation of transcription elongation by RNA polymerase II
Cellular component (GO): FACT complex
Molecular function (GO): nucleosome binding
Source: RefSeq, a predicted model, not a curated record